AUUUGCGUGAGAGAGACCAACUGAUGCGAGGGAGGAGGUUGAGGAGGGAGAUGGCCUUUUGUCGUCGCUAGCAUUUGGAGGUCUGACAAGCACGGCAGGGGCUGUCGACUGGCACGUGAAUGCAGAGCCACACAGAAGGAGUUAAGUCUGACACUGCACCUGCAGCUGCAUGUGCUGCCUCAUAAUCACCGUCUGCAUAAGUUUCCUCCUUUGCCUUGCCCUUCAAUCUUGCUUCGCUGCCAUUGGAUGUCCAUUUCCUGCCAGCGCUCGUUGCAUUAUCCAAUCGACAGGAGUUUUCGUCGACGACUAAACUAAUUUAGCUGUCACGUAGGCUUAGACUUCGUUUGUUGUUGAUCGUCAUUGUUCGCACAUAUGAUAGCAGAGGUGCAGUGCAACCAGUCAUGGCCGCCUAAGCCAAGGAGCAUCGUCGCCCUGGAGACCGGCAGACUGGAGGAGGCAGGGAGAGGCGAGAGAGAGAGAGAGAGAGCGAGAGAGCGCAGAGGGGAAGAUAGGGCCGUGCUGUAAGGGAGAAAAAGCGUUAAAAAGAAAGUCUGGACACACAGCAGCCGUAGUGACCAUGCUGUUCGCUGCAUGGUAACUCUGUAUGUUUGCAGGGCUGAAUGGUAUAGACCAGUAUUGGUAGCGAAUAAAACUGGUGUGACAAAGCUGAUGUGUGGAAGAUUUUCAUGUGCAGAGGGGUGUAGUGGACCUUUCAAAUCCAGAACAGGGAGGAUUGCGAUAGGGCAUUAGCAAGGAAUAUCUCGUUAGCGGGAAGCCUUCAAAGGUUGCUAGAGGGAGUCGAGCCUUUCUAUCAACUAUCAAAUGUUCUGCGGGUAAUGAAAAGGCUAUGAUUUUCCACCAUCUUCUUGUACUCUUUAGUCAGCUUAGAAAAUAAGCACAGGAAUUUGGAUGCUGGUCCGACGAAACGUCGAUCGUGUAGUCCCAUUCAAAUUUUAUUUAGGUCAACGGAGUACGGGAUAGAUGUUAGCAAAGACCGUUUGCCAAUGUGGAGGUUGUGUAUCAAGCGCUUAAACUGUUACGGCGGGAUUGUGCUUGUUUAUACUCUUUGCAAGGUGCAAACCCCGCUGCAAUUCUGAUCAAUGUGCUACUCGGCAUCAAAGAUGGUAGAAGCGCCCUUUUAGUCUCAAGGCGUGAUAUGUUUUCCAUCGAACUAUCUUUCAACGGUCUAUACACAAGGUUUUGAUUCAAUCCCCUAGUUGUUCCAACGUCAAUGUCGGACGAAUUGGCUUCAAUCGCAGCUUUAAAAUUCACUUCAUUUGAAUCUCCGCGAUGCAUCGCAGACUGUCAGCCUUCCCUCCUUCAGACUGUUCUCUUACGACUUGGAAGUGGGUGUUCAAUUCAAUUUUUUGACGUGAUUAUUCCGACUGGAGUGUAGAAUCAUAUUGAGUUUGACCACCUUCAAGCACUUGACCAACCUCUAAGAAUUUUAUUCAUAUCACCGAAACUACAGUAUACACAGGGAAUCCUAAGCACCGUUCCAAGCCUGAAGGAGGCAGAGAAAUGGGGUCCAAGCGAACAGAUGAAGUUUUUCUGCACCAGAUUUCGCUUCCGGGUCGGAGAGACUAUCAGCUCCGUAGCUGUUCUUUAAAGGCAGAUGCCUUGAAGUUUUCCUCUUCACAGCUGGUUGCUCGAGCAUUUCAAAAUGCCAGAGCAAUAAGCUUCAAUGCCUCACACGAUGAGGUCCCGUUCGUCUUAAAUCAAGCUCCCAAUCAACGCUUAUUCUACAGUGGUCCUCUAACCAGCCAGGCCACCCCCAUAAAUUUCUCUGGCCGUGCCGAUACUACUAUUUGCGGUCAUGCCCAUGAGCACAGUGAGAGCGAAGCGUCGUUUGCUUCGGCUGGUAGUCUGGGCCACAGCGACGAUCUCUCAGAGGCUGGUCGAGAGCUAUCUAAAGAUACUGUCGGUGGUGUAUUAGACAAGGUCGCAUUCAUGGACGAGCAGCACAUAGUCAUGAGCAGCACGCAUUCUUUAAACCAAUCUGCAAGGGUUGUCAAACCUUCAUUCAUUCUUACUCCAAGACGAGCUGUAAGCGGAGAUCAGAGAACAUCAAUGUCUAACUUGGAUAACCGAUCUCGAAGCGGCGAGGUUACGAGAGCAUCAAGGCCGAGCGUGGACAACUCAGCUCGAUGUGGUGAGAUCAUUAGAGCGUCAAGGUCUACUUUGGAUAGCCGAGGUCGUAAUACUGAGUUUAUGCUUGCUCCUCCGGCCGGUAAGCCAUUAAAAAUGUAUUCACAAAGUGGUGCAAAAUUGUGCGACGAUGGUGAUGGACCAAAAGUAGGAGAGAAAGGGGCAGGAGAGAGCAGACGAAGACCUACAGCUUCUAUAGCUUGGGACAGCCUAAACAAUUCUCAAGAGAACAGCCCUCAGCACGACCUCGCAGCUAUUCCAUUCAAGUGGGAGGAAGCCCCAGGUAAGCCCAUUACCAUAGCCGUUGCUGCUGAGAGAUCUAUGGCGAGGCGGCUUCUCAAGGACGGCGGUGAGUCAAGAAGCCCUCAUGUGGUAGAUGCUCAGCGAAUGCCUACAAAGAAAGUGCAAAAAGAAGCAGUACCGCCCUCGGAGGAAGAGGAAACGUCAGCACGUGAAUUGCACUUAUCUCCCAACGGGAUGCGAACAUCCCCCAACAGCAGCUUCAGGAGUAGCCAUCGAUUCUAUGCGCGCACGGCUUCAGGAGAAAGAAGCUUCGGACCUCGCACUAGCAUCGACAGCGCGCAUGUCAUUUCAGAAGUGGAGACCGAGGCCCACAUUGACCUCGUGGCUCCAGCCGCUGCCAAAUUUCUGGUGGAGAGCUGGGUUUCGCCCAACGUUACGCCCGAGCAAAGUCUCACAACCACUAUCCCUUUCAAAUGGGAAGAAGCACCUGGUGUUCCUAAAGUCGAUGAGGAAGCAAUCGAUAGCAAACCCAUUCAGCUCCAAUUACCACCUCGGCUUUCCGCUCCCCCUCCCUUGUCGGUAGAUUCCGUGUCAAAGGAGGAAAUGCGAGGCAGGCAACGAACACGUUCCAUGAGCGGUCCUCUCGCUGGUUACUAUCCCCACACAUCUCCAACACGGAGACGUCAGCAGCAGCAAUCGCCUCCUGUCAUGCGCUCCUGCUCGCCUUCCAAGCGAUCUAUCUCUCCUUCUAGAAUUCAAGCCCUGACCAAACACUUCACUCGCAAAGCUUCGCCCACGACUCAUGUCGAAAAUUCAAGGGAGGGUCCUCUGAGUUGGUCCGCUGGAAACAGGAAUUAUCGUCAUAGCUACACAUAUGGUCAUCGCUCUGGGCCUCUAGAGGACUUCCGAGAUCGAGAAGCUAGCUCCAAUCGUGCUCUGGGAAGGUCCACUUCAGCAGCGAGAGCGAAUUCUGAGUUCGCAGCAUUUGAGCAAGAUGAGCCCAAAAUUCGAGCUCCUCGCAGCUGCACUUCUGGUCCUCUGGAUUCUUAUGCUAAACCUUCAAAAUCUCGAUACAGUUCUCCUUCAAAAAGAUCAAUUUCCCCAUCCAGAAUCCAUGCCCUUGCGAAACAACUGACUUGCAAGAUUAAACCAGCGUCCGAGGUUCACACCUUAGAAGACCCCCACUGGCCUGUCUCAAUAAAACAUCAGGUGACGCGGCCGAACUCCUUCACACAGGCCCAAGUCUCUGUUUCACUUGACAGAGGUAACGUCAACGCUGUUGCAGCCACUGAGAGCUUUCGCCCCCGGCGGAGAACCCCGUGCGAACCAUUCUCUUCCAGUUCUUAUGCUUGGAUUGGGAAGCAUCAGGAACUAGGGCGCGAUCCAUGGUCACCCACCAGCAUCCUCCAAGGUCCCAACGAUCACAGCCAAGCUCAUGCUUCAGGCCCCUCAUCAGCUUCAGAUAUGGACACACAAACUCAAGCCUCGACUCAAGCAACCACCCCUAUCUCUGUCGCUCUUUCAAAGUCGCUCUCCAAAUCAUUAUCCCGAAUAUCAUACGAAUCGUUUGAGCACUCAUUCACGGAGCCAACUAGUCCAAGCCCUGAAGGUCCACCCACCACCGAGGAUGCAGGAAAUAAUUCGCUACUUGAUUCUCCCUAUCUCGGCCCAACUUCUGCAGAUUACAGAAGGAAAGACUCUUCGGGAGGAGCUGCCGAGGGCGUGAAAGCGAUCAUCAAGAUGUGCAGGUCAGGGUCCACAUGGAGAAAGAGCAAGACGCACAGCCCUGAGAUGUGGGCUCCUACGCUUGCAUCUUACUUCCAGUGUUUGGAAGCUACUAUGAGCAAUCCCGGUAAUGCUCGUAAAGAAAUAACACAUUUGGACCAACAAGAAGAGGUAAAUAGAGCAUAUGGUUCUGCUCAGAAUCUGUCGGAGUUGAAUGAAGCACAAACGAGGCUGCCUUACACGAUGCCCUCUCACAUCGAGCAGAAAUUGUCUUACAAGGAGUAUUGUGAUUCUCCUAGUGCAGAAUUCACGAAGUGUCUUGGGGUAAAGCUCUCUCCCGCAAGCUUCGUAUCUAGAGGGGAGACCUACUCGAGUAUGGAGAGUUUGAUGGCUUGGAGUGAACGGCAUUUGAGUCACCCUACAAAUAGUAUGGAAGAUGGAUACCGAUCCCCUGCUUAUGCAGCUACAUUGGAGCUUUUGUCUCCCUCUGCGGAGUUGAUCAGAAAGAAAAAGUGGAUCAUGGGAACAUCCAGGGGAGUCAAAUUGGUUAUUCCAUCUUCAAGCACAAGGCGGAGAACUCACUUUGUGGAAUCUAUGUGCAAAUCAUUGAAGCGUGCGUUGUACAAAUGUGCUAAGCGGUGCUGCCGCAAAACUGUGAAACUGCAGUAUAACGAAGAACCUGUUGUACUUCCCCCAACUGAAUUCAGUUUCUACAAGCCAAAUUGAUUGUUCAAACAGAUGGAGCAAGUACACUAAACUAGUGCAGAUUUUUCUAACAAUUACCUGAAAUUUAACCAAGUUUAUCCUAGACAUGCUGGCCAACUGUACAAGUAUGAGCUGUAGAAAUUGCUGGGUAUUGAUGAUUUUUCACACAAAGCACUGCCUACAUGUAAAAAAUUAUGAUCGGUGUCGUACACUUCUAUUAAGAUUCUUAUGGGACAGCCAACCUGCCGUCGCUGCCAAUUUUUUUAGUGGUCAAAUAGAUCCUCAUAUUUCAUCACACUAACAUUAGGCACAAGAAGGAUGUGGGUUAGGAGGCCGUUGGACCGAAGAGGGUGUUUUCUGCCGGAUUUCAUAAUCCAAAGAUUUCACAAUGUAGGAUUCCUUCCUUAAUCAAGCUUGGCCAAUCAGCAUCCCAUUUCGUUUA
This is a messenger RNA of Physcomitrium patens, 5263 nucleotides long. RefSeq lists its product as uncharacterized. The record is from RefSeq and is a predicted model, not a curated record. Lineage: Eukaryota; Viridiplantae; Streptophyta; Bryopsida; Funariales; Funariaceae.